GUUUUUUGUCAUUGCUGAGUUCAAUUUGAAUUGGAAAGAGUUCUUUGAAGUUUGUUUCUUAGAGAGAAGUGGCUGAAGGAGGAAGGAACAGAAAAUUGUGCAAGACUUUGUGGGAGAACAUGAAUCUAUACACUUCAUUUCUGUUUCUGGGUUUAAUUUCCACGCUGUCUUUUGUAGCUUCUGAUGCGGUGGCAAAAAAUGAAGUUUCGGCGCUUCAAACCUUCAGAGAAGCUAUCUUUGAUGAUCCACAUCUUGUUUUGUCCAAUUGGAAUACCCUGGUUUCGGAUCCUUGUGAGUGGAAUGGUGUUUUGUGCAAUGGACCUCGAGAUCAUGUCAUCAAGCUAAACAUAUCAGGGUCAGCAUUAAGAGGGUUUCUUGCACCAGAAUUGGGGCAAAUCACCUACUUGCAAGAACUAAUCUUGCACGGAAACAAUCUUAUUGGAACAAUACCAAAAGAAUUGGGCAUGUUGAAAUCUCUCAAGGUGUUGGACUUGGGGUUGAAUCAGUUAUCAGGACCGAUUCCUCGAGAAAUUGGAAAUUUGACCCAAGCAGUGAAAAUAAACCUGCAGUCCAAUGGGUUGACUGGUAGGCUACCCCCAGAGCUUGGAAAUUUGAAAUACCUUCAAGAACUUCGGUUGGAUAGGAAUAAGCUUCAAGGACCUGUUCCUGCUGGUGGAAGUUCUGAUUCAACUAUGCAUGAGAUGUAUGCCUCAAAUGUGAAUUUAACUGGCUUGUGUCGUACGUCUCAAUUAAAAGUUGCAGAUUUUUCAUAUAACUUCUUUGUUGGGAGCUUACCCAAAUGUUUGCGUGUCCCAAGAUCAAGCUUUCAAGGGAAUUGCCUUCAGAUUAAAGACAUAAAGCAGCGGACUUCUGUACAAUGUGCUGGUGCUUCACCUGCCCAGAGCCAUCCAGUAAUGAACCUAAAGCAUCGAGCUGCUGAACAUGUGUCGAAGCAUCAAAGAGCAUCAAAACCUUCCUGGCUUUUGGCUCUAGAGAUAGUGACGGGAGUCAUGGUUGGUUGUCUCUUUUUGAUUGCUAUUUUCACGGCGUAUCAGAGGUUUAACAGCAAAUCAUCUAUCAUCAUUCCUUGGAAAAAAUCUUCAAGCGAGAAAGAGCAUAUGACAGUAUAUAUAGAAUCUGAUGUGUUGAAAGAUGUGACGAAGUAUAGCAGACAAGAUCUUGAAGUGGCCUGCGAAGACUUCAGCAACAUAAUUGGUUCUUCACCAGAUAGUGUGGUCUACAAGGGUACAAUGAAAGGUGGACCUGAGAUUGCUGUAAUUUCCCUCUGCAUUAAGGAAGAGCAUUGGACGGGUUACCUUGAGCUCUAUUUUCAGAGAGAGGUGGCAGACUUGGCAAGGUUGAAUCAUGAGAAUACAGGAAAACUGCUAGGUUAUUGUAGAGAGAGCAAUCCUUUUACCAGGAUGCUGGUUUUUGAUUAUGCUUCAAAUGGGACACUCUAUGAGCACCUACAUUGCUAUGAAGAAGGGUGCCAAUUGUCAUGGACACGGCGUAUGAAAGUUAUUAUAGGCAUUGCUCGUGGACUCAAGUAUUUGCACACGGAAAUUGAACCACCAUUCACUAUCUCAGAGUUGAAUUCCAAUGCUGUAUAUCUUACAGAAGACUUUUCACCAAAGCUGGUCGAUUUUGAAAGUUGGAAGACAAUUCUUGAAAGAUCAGAGAAGAAUUCUGGUUCUAUUGGCAGCCAGGGCUCCAUGUGCCUUCUUUCAAAUUCCGUGGAGGCACGUCGUCUUGACACCAAAGGAAACAUAUACGGCUUUGCAGUACUUCUAUUGGAAAUAAUCAGCGGACGACCUCCAUAUUGCAAGGACAAAGGGUACUUGGUGGACUGGGCUAGGGAAUAUCUUGAGAUACCGGAAAUGAUGUCAAGUGUGGUGGAUCCAGAGUUAAAACAUUACAGAGAAGACGACUUGAAAGUAAUAUGUGAGGUGGUAUCGCAAUGCAUCAAUGGCGACCCCAAUGGCCGUCCGUCAAUGCGGGAAUUAUGUAGCAUUCUGGAGGGCAGAAUUGACACUUCAAUUAGCGUGGAUCUCAAGGGAUCAUCUUUGGCUUGGGCUGAACUUGCCCUUUCAUCUUAGAUUCAUUUGAGAUUGUGUCAAUGCUAAGGACCAAGUAUAACACAAAGAUUGUCACAUAUACAUUCAACCAGCAUCUAUAACUACUACUAAUACUUGUUCUUUUUUCUGACUACUUAAAUUGUCAAUUUUUUCUUUUUCUUUCUUACAUGUAAAUGGUUGCUAAGUAAGGGAAUGGGUAAGUAUUAAUGCAUGACAAGGUGUCAUCAUUGUAUAGCAGUGGUAGGUGAAAUUCAAGAAAUUGAUUAAUGUAAGAAGUUUGUCAGGCUACAAUUGUAUUUUUCGUAUAUUUGUAUACAUUGAGCAUUUUGUUGUACGGUUUGGAGUUUUACCC
This is a messenger RNA of Arachis ipaensis, 2427 nucleotides long. RefSeq names its product putative LRR receptor-like serine/threonine-protein kinase At1g63430. Gene Ontology annotation, molecular function: ATP binding; protein binding; protein kinase activity. The record is from RefSeq and is a predicted model, not a curated record. Lineage: Eukaryota; Viridiplantae; Streptophyta; Magnoliopsida; Fabales; Fabaceae. Gene Ontology annotation, biological process: protein phosphorylation.